GUUUCGGAAAUAUGCAUGCUACUCUGCUCAUCACGACUUACAUAACCUAGUCAACCCAACUGCGUUGAAAGUAUCUAUAGCAAACAAGUGAUCAAGGUACACAUCAUCAAUAACAAAAUAUACUACAUCAUGAACACCUUGAUAUGAUAAACUAACACACAAAAUCUUUGCUGUAGUAUACCUGGCAAAAAUAACUGAUUCUAAUCAUGAGAAAACAUCAGAGGAAAGCAAAUCUAGGGACAUUUAAAAAAAUUGUUGACCAAUAAUUUUCAAAAGUGUCAAAGCUGAGGGUUUGCGAAGGAACAUGGAAGGGCAGAGAGCAUGGGACAAGGAAUAGAUAUACCAGGCUGACGACUCAGCUUUAAAGAACUUACAGGCUUUGCUCUCCAAGCACAUGGGCUUGGACCUCACCAAAAAAAUCCUCACUCCCCAACCGCCUAGAAAGACUUUGCCCUACCCCUACGGUGCGACCCUGCCUCCUUGACCAGUUAAGCCAGCCACCACAUUUCCCACUACCUGCUCCGCUGGGUGCCCCGGGACCCCCUGGCGCACUAAUGACCUCCAGGCCUUCUGGGCAGAGCUUGCCAAAGCGCCUGGGCCCUCCCCAUGGCUCCGCCCACAUCCCGGCUCCUCCUCCCCCGACAUGCACUUCCCGCGACGCCUCGGUGCAGCCCCCAGCGAAGCCCCGCGCAGCUUAGCUAACCUCAGCGGAGCGAGCGCGGCGCGAUGGACGGUCGGGUGCAGCUGGUGAAGGCCCUCCUGGCCCGGCCCCUCCGGCCCGCGGCGCGUCGCUGGAGGAAUCCGAUUCCCUUUCCCGAGACGUUUGACGGCGAUACCGACCGGCUCCCGGAGUUCAUCGUGCAGACGGGCUCCUAAAUGUUCGUGGACGAGAACACGUUCUCCAACGACGCCCUGAAGGUGACGUUCCUCAUCACCCGCCUCACGGGGCCCGCCCUGCAGUGGGUGAUCCCCUACAUCAAGAAGGAGAGCCCCCUCCUCAGUGAUUACCGGGGCUUCCUGGCUGAGAUGAAGCGGGUCUUUGGAUGGGAGGAGGACGAAGACUUCUAGGCCGGGAGACCCUUGGGCCUUGGGGCGGGUGUUCUGGGGAGGGUCCGCUGUGCCAGUGGCCACCGCUAGGGUCUCCACAGGCGCCCUCCCUCCGCGCCUCCCUCCCUCUCGAGCCGCCGCGAUGUCCCCUGCGCUCCCGUUCCCUCCCGCGUAGUGCUUGCCUUUGUUCCAGGAAUAGCGCUCCAGGCUCCUGCUGCCGCCCCUGGGCCCCACUCUGGAGCGGGCUGCCUCC
Molecule: messenger RNA, 1300 nt
Organism: Pongo pygmaeus (Bornean orangutan)
Lineage: Eukaryota; Metazoa; Chordata; Mammalia; Primates; Hominidae
Gene: RTL8B
Product: retrotransposon Gag like 8B
Exons: 1
Source: RefSeq, a predicted model, not a curated record